CACUGCUCUUCUCUUGUUAUUAUUGCAAUUUGAUGAUAGGUUGAGUUUCUAGAAAGAUCCAGUUUUGUGUGUUUUAAAUUAACAAUUUGAACUUCAAAGUUAUAGUUGUAAAAAUCACUUAUUUAGUGAAGAUAGCAUUCAAGUUUUAUUUAUAUAUUUAUUAAUCGUUCUUUCAGCAUUAUUAAACAUCUUUGAGGCGAAUAAAGCAAAUGGCUAAUGUACAAGAAGAUUUAUUGCAAUGUUACAACAGAGGCUGUGGUCAACGUUAUGAUCCUGAUAAAAACAAAGAGGAUUCCUGUAUAUUUCAUCCUGGAGUUCCUGUUUUUCAUGAUGCCUAUAAGAGUUGGUCUUGCUGUAAUAGAAAAACAACAGACUUUACUGAAUUUUUGAAUAUUAAAGGAUGUACUAAAUCUUUUCAUAAUAAUGUGAAACCAGCAGAACCAGAAAAGCCAAAAAUAGAAAAAUCAAAUAAUGAUGAGGUGUAUAAAUAUGAAGCUCCCAAAUAUCAAAAUUUACAACCUAUGGAAAGACCUAGUGAAAAUUUGACUAUGGUAAAACUUGCUUCAACAGUGGGUUCUUCUUUAAAGCCAUUAUUAGAUAAAAUAAAAGAUCCAGUGAAAGAAAGUGAAAAUAAAGCAGGUGUUGAUGGUACUUCUAUUCCAAUUGGAACAUCAUGUAAAAAUGGAGGAUGUAAACAGAGUUAUGAGGGAGAAAUGAGUAAUGCUACAGUGUGUAACUAUCAUCCUGGAGUUCCUAUAUUUCAUGAAGGUUUGAAGUACUGGUCAUGCUGUACGAGAAAGACAACCGAUUUUGAAACAUUUUUAGAACAAGAAGGCUGUACUACAGGUAGCCAUACUUGGAUUAAGAAAAAGGAGAGCCAAGUUAGCUGUAGAUACGAUUGGCAUCAAACUGGAUCACAAGUUGUAGUAUCUGUUUAUUCUAAACUUCCUGAUCCUGAUUUAUCCUGUAUUGAUGCCAACCCAGUAAAAUUAUCAAUACAUAUUGUAUUUGGGGAAGAAAAAUCUGUAUUUGAUUUGCACCUUCUAUUAUGUGGAGUGAUAGAUGUUGAAAAAAGUAAAGUUUCCUAUCUGAGUAGUAAAGUAGAAAUAAAUUUAAGGAAAGCAGAACCAAUCAGUUGGCGUAAAUUAUUUUUAGAAAAUAAGCUUCCUGAAAAACAAAAUAAUGACUCUGGUGCUACGGAAGAAACUGUUGACAAUGAGGACGAUGACGAUUUAGAUGAUAUAAUUAGUUAAAUUUAACAUUAGCUAAUAUUGUUUUUAUAUUUGUUCCUUUUGUUAAGUUUUUUUUUAAAUACCUUAUUACAUACAAAUUAGUUCUUUAAUAAAUCUGAAUCGGUUCAGCUAAAUAAAUCGGCCUCCUGCUUAUAAGUUAAUGUAAUUUAACUGUUAUUGUUAUUUUAAAGAAUUGAAACUUUAAAAUGUAAGUGAUAAAUAAAAUGAAUAAAACCUAUUUGUUAUAAUA
Molecule: messenger RNA, 1482 nt
Organism: Centruroides sculpturatus (bark scorpion)
Lineage: Eukaryota; Metazoa; Arthropoda; Arachnida; Scorpiones; Buthidae
Gene: mora
Product: cysteine and histidine-rich domain-containing protein 1-like
Exons: 10
Coding region: 210-1253 (347 amino acids)
Source: RefSeq, a predicted model, not a curated record